Molecule: messenger RNA, 1382 nt
Organism: Malus domestica (apple)
Lineage: Eukaryota; Viridiplantae; Streptophyta; Magnoliopsida; Rosales; Rosaceae
Source: RefSeq, a predicted model, not a curated record
UUAAGCUUUAUUGGGAUGUUAAAAUGCUUCGAAGUUGUUGAGCCGUAUUGCCCUGAGAGGGUACUUAGGCAGUUUGGACGUGUACAGACAAUUCCAAAGGCACCGUGUGUCCUUCCUCGAAGCACAAAAGCAACUCAUGCAUCAGUUAACAAGUUAUUAUAUGAAUACAUAGAUGGGAUGUGGGAUGGGUGGCAGAAUCACGUCUUGCAUCAAAAUAACCGAAGCAGCCCAGUUAGCAUUGCAUCAGAUGUUGUCUCAGGGUACUUGGACUGGUACCACAAAGUAUCUCAUCCUUAUGUUCACAACCCAGCACAUAGUACUUCCUCAUUUGACCCACAAUAUACAUCACACACGUCAUACUAUCAGGAUCGUGUGCAACGUAUCCUGAACAUCACUAGGCGUAUAGUGGACAUGGGGAAGGAAGUUGCAUUGAGAGAUUUCCCUGAUGAUGUCUACAACGCAGUUGAGAGCAUACAAAAUCUUUUAGAGGGUAGAAGUUCGGAUGGAUGACUAUGCGUAAGAACUCAUCAGAUUUGCUAAGUAAGCAUCUAAAACUGUAUUUGGAAUCACACCCAGUUACUUAUGGCACAAAAAUACAAUGCGAUGAGAGUGAUAUUUUCACCGUAAAAAUCUUUCUGUAUGCGCUUUACAUUCCAUAUAGAAACCUGCACAAAAUCAAACCAGAAAAAAAUCAACCUUCGAAACUAAGAAUGAGAUUUCGAGGAAACAAAGUGUCCGGGAAUUCUUUUUUUGCACUUACGGUUGAAAUAAUCUGAAAGCAGGGUUGAUGCAUCCAGUUAUGAAGCAGUAGACUCAGAGGGAAUGUCAGCACUAUGUACAAUAAGCCCAAGGAAAAAGAGAGCCUACAAGUUUAAGGGAGGUACUCCAAAGUAAUCACGGAUUGUUUUCCUUUUUAGGGAGGAGGGAGGGUUCAGAACAGAAGACGGGCUCUCAGAUGCAGCUUCGGGGGUCUUCUCGAAGGUCUUGCUAAAGUCAGGAUCCGACAUGGAUUGUUUCUUCUGUGACGGGGGAGUACUCAUUUUGGGCAUACUAAUCGGAUUUAGUGAGUUGGUUUCGUCUAAUCCUUCAUCUGACGGACACAAAUUUCUGGAAACCUUUGAGGUAUGCAUCGUUGAUUCACUCAUCAGAAGCUUUCUACACUCAGCGCUUGGGAUUGCCAUAACUCUUCUUCGAACGGUAGAUGGUGAGCUUGUGCUUGGGGAGUAACUUUUCUGAGAGUUCCAAAUGCGAACCUAUCGAGAUGAAAUAUACAGGUGAAAAGUUGAAUCUAAAACGUUAUAGAAAAUGGCAAAUGCAUUGUGUGAAUUGAUGAAUGUACAAUCUUAUAUAUGAACUGUGACUCUGUCUUGCAUACCGUAAAA